UAUUUGCAUGAAUUGAAUCCACAGAUCAUUCACAGAGACAUUAAUCCGGGAAAUAUAUUAAUCGCCAAAAACAUAAUGAACGACAGAUUUGUAAAGUUAUGUGACUUUGGUUUGGCUACAGUUCACGACAAACGGGUUCAUUACCGGACUACACGAAAGCAUACGACAGAUGUUGGUCACCCUAGCUAUGUGCCACUGGAGGUAAUGCGUGGCCAAAAAUACGGUCCCAAAGCGGAUGUCCAUAACGUGGGACUAAUUGGUGGCGAAAUAUUUGAGUUUGAUUUGUCUGAUUGCGACCCAAAUAAAAAAUAUUCUUCAAAUGGUGUCCUAAAUGAAUCCGCACAUUGUUUGAAAACUACCCUGGUAUCAAUGGUUAGAUCACCCAAUUGGAGGGAUAGACCGGAAUGCAGUGAAGUAUUGGCUAAAUAUAACGAGUGGUCUAUCGAUAAGGAUAUUGUUAUCAAAGAUCCGGAAUUUAAAAAUAAUUACUCGCAGAAUAUUCUGUGA
Molecule: messenger RNA, 507 nt
Organism: Oppiella nova
Lineage: Eukaryota; Metazoa; Arthropoda; Arachnida; Sarcoptiformes; Oppiidae
Source: the annotation of a GenBank genome assembly